AAGGCAGGGGGAAGCGAGCACUCGCUGCCUGCGCUGCCGAGCCGGGUGUCUCUCGCCAGCCCUCCAGCCCCGCCAGCCUUGGCCAUGAGCACCACCACUGUCAGGCAAUACUCCUCCUCCACCUCCCUCAAGGGACUCGGUGGCCUGGGCGGGGGCUCCAGCAGGCUUUCCUCCGUGCGCGUGGGGGGCGCAGGGUACAGAGCCCCCAGCGUCCACGGAGCCUCUGGCAGCUACUCUGUCUCUUCCCGCAUCGUCUCGGGGCUCGGCAGUGGCUAUGGGGGCAGCUACUGCAGCAGCGUAGGAGGGGGCCUCGGCAGCGCCUUUGGGGGCAGCUAUGGGGCCGGCUUCGGGGCCGGCUUUGGGGGCGGCUUUGGGGGCGGCUUUGGGGGUGGCGAUGGCAUCCUCCCGGCUGGCGAAAAGGAGACGAUGCAGAACCUCAACGACCGCCUGGCUGCCUACCUGGACAAAGUGCGUGCCCUGGAGGAGGCCAACACGGACCUGGAGGUCAAGAUCAGGGAAUGGUACAAGAAGCAGGGACCUGGUCCAGACCGCGACUACAGCCCCUACUACAGGACCAUCGAGGAGCUCAGGAACAAGAUUCUUUCUGCGACUGUUGAAAAUGCCAACAUCGUCUUACAGAUCGACAACGCCAGGCUGGCAGCGGACGACUUCAGAACCAAGUUUGAGACGGAGCAGGCUCUGCGCCUGAGCGUGGAGGCCGACAUCAACGGCCUGCGCAGGGUCCUGGAUGAGCUGACCCUGGCCAGAGCUGACCUGGAGAUGCAGAUCGAGAACCUGAAGGAGGAGCUGGCUUAUCUCAAGAAGAACCACGAGGAGGAGAUGAACGCCCUGCGCGGGCAGGUAGGUGGAGAGAUCAGCGUGGAGAUGGAUGCUGCUCCCGGGAUCGACCUCACCAAGAUCCUGGCCGAGAUGAGGGAGCAGUACGAGAGCCUGGCGGACAAGAACCGCAGGGACGCCGAGCAGUGGUUCUUCAGCAAGACGGAAGAGCUGAACCGGGAGGUGGCCAUCAACACGGAGCAGCUCCAGAGCGGCAAGACGGAGAUCACGGAGCUGCGCCGCACCAUCCAGAGCCUGGAGAUCGACCUGCAGUCCCAGCUCAGCACGAAAGCGGCGCUGGAGGGCACCUUGGCCGACACUGAAGCCCGCUACGGCACCCAGCUGGCCCAGCUGCAGGCGCUGAUCACCAGCGUGGAGGAGCAGCUGGGCGAGCUGCGCUGCGACAUGGAGCGCCAGAACCACGAGUACAGGGUCCUGCUGGACGUCAAAUGCCGCCUGGAGCAGGAGAUCGCCACGUACCGCCGGCUCCUGGAGGGCGAGGACGCCCACAUCUCUUCCCAGUACUCCUCUGCCAUGGCCUCGCACUCCGGCAGAGACGUCACGACGUCUUCCCGCCAGGUCCGCACGAUCGUUGAGGAGGUGCAGGACGGGAAGGUGGUCUCCUCCCGGGAGCAGGUUGCGCUCACCACUCGCUAGGAGGACAAGCAGCUCCGGGGACCCUCAACCCAAGAGAGCGGCGAGCUGCCCCGAGCACUCUCCGAGGCCGUAUGUGAUGGGUCACAGAAAGCUUUUCCCCUUCAGUCACCUGCUCCUCCUUCCUCUAUUCCCCUCAUUUCACGCAGGUGUCAUUGUGCACUCUGUACGCAUUUAAUAAAGCUUCUUUCCUC
Molecule: messenger RNA, 1685 nt
Organism: Athene cunicularia (burrowing owl)
Lineage: Eukaryota; Metazoa; Chordata; Aves; Strigiformes; Strigidae
Product: keratin, type I cytoskeletal 14
Exons: 8
Coding region: 85-1494 (469 amino acids)
Cellular component (GO): keratin filament
Molecular function (GO): structural molecule activity
Source: RefSeq, a predicted model, not a curated record